Messenger RNA from Verticillium alfalfae VaMs.102, 1359 nucleotides. RefSeq names its product salicylaldehyde dehydrogenase. Gene Ontology annotation, molecular function: oxidoreductase activity, acting on the aldehyde or oxo group of donors, NAD or NADP as acceptor. NCBI's taxonomy places the organism in Eukaryota, Fungi, Ascomycota, Sordariomycetes, Glomerellales, Plectosphaerellaceae. The transcript is spliced from 3 exons. The coding region runs from base 1 to 1359 and encodes 452 amino acids. The record is from RefSeq and is a predicted model, not a curated record.
AUGUCUGACCCCACCUCCGACUCGUCGGCUGCCCCGCCACAGACUUCUUCGAAGUCUUCCAACACAGUGCCUUUCUUCCUGAAUGGCGCCGAACAACUCACUUCCAAGACAUUUCCCGUCACCUCUGCAGGUACUAACCAAUACCUCUACGAAUCGGCCUCUGCUCAGACCUCCGAUGCCGAGGCCGCCGUUGCUGCUGCAGCCGCAGCCUUGCCCGCUUGGCGCGCACUCAAGCCCGCGAAGCGCGCUGCCAUCCUAGUCAAGACUGCCGAGGUCAUGAACUCCCGCCACGAUGAGCUCGCCGGCUACUUGACGAGCGAGACUGGCGCCACGCCAGCCUGGGCCGAUUUCAACCUCAAGGUCACAACCGAUAUACUCAUCGCCUCCGCAGCUCGGGUGCACUCGGUAGAGGGCAUCAUCCCAACGCCAGCCGGCGAAGGUAGCUCCGCCCUCAUCGUCAAGGAACCCUUUGGCGUCGUCCUCGCCAUUGCCCCAUGGAACGCACCCUAUAUUCUCGGUAUCCGCGCCAUUGCUGGGCCCCUCGUCACCGGCAACACUGUCGUUCUCAAGGGUCCGAGUGACGCCCCGGCCGUCACCGCCGCGCUCAUCGCGCACCGCGACGUCAAGAAAAUCAACUUCACCGGCUCCACGGGCGUCGGUCGCAUCAUUGGGCCCCCUCGCCGGGGAAAACCCUCAAGCCCGUGCCUCCUCGAGCUCGGGGGGGAAAGGCCCCCGGCCCAUCGUCUGGGGAAAAAGCUGGGCUUCCAGCUCGCCGCGCAGAAACCCCCGAGCGCAUCCGUUGUCCACAAAGGCCGGGGAGCGCCCGCCCUUUUGAGUCCCGCCCCUUCGCGACGCCGAAGGGAAAAUCUUUUUUCGCCGGCCGAAGCCCCCCGGGGCUCAUUGCUGGGGUUGCCGUCACCAAGAACAAGAAGCUCAUCCGUGAUGCCAUCGCGCCAGGGGGCCCGCGUCGUGGCCGGCGACCCGAAUGCCGACGACGCCUCGCCGACGCGCAUGCGGCCCGUCGUGCUCGGCGGCGUCACAGCCGAGAUGGACAUCUACCAGACCGAGUCGUUCGGCCCCACCGUGUCCCUCUACGAGGUCGAGACGGAGGAAGAGGCCUUGCGCAUUGCCAACGACACCGAGUACGGCCUGUCGUCAGCUGUCUUCACCGAGGACCUACGCAGAGGUCUGCGCUUCGCGAAGAACAUUGAGACGGGCGCUGUGCACAUCAACAGCAUGACUGUGCACGACGAACCGGCGCUGCCUCAUGGCGGUGCCAAGGCUAGCGGGUACGGCAGGUUCAACGCCGGUGCCUUGGAGGAGUGGGUGAGGACCAAGACCAUCACGUAUCAGGACUGA